Messenger RNA from Orcinus orca (killer whale), 1813 nucleotides. RefSeq names its product taste receptor type 2 member 143-like. The record is from RefSeq and is a predicted model, not a curated record. Lineage: Eukaryota; Metazoa; Chordata; Mammalia; Artiodactyla; Delphinidae. Gene Ontology annotation, molecular function: G protein-coupled receptor activity; bitter taste receptor activity. Gene Ontology annotation, cellular component: membrane. Gene Ontology annotation, biological process: G protein-coupled receptor signaling pathway; sensory perception of taste; detection of chemical stimulus involved in sensory perception of bitter taste.
AUGCCCUCCUCACCCAUGUUGAUCUUCAUGGUCAUCUUUUUCCUGGAGUUGCUGGCUGCCAUGCUGCAGAAUGGCUUCAUAGUUACUGUGCUGAUCAGGGAGUGGGACUUCAUCAACUCUCUCACUUUCUGGCUUACUGCUUGGCUUGCUACAUUCUACUGUGUGAAGAUCUCAUUCUUCUCUCACCCCAUCUUCUUUGGGCUGAAGUGGAGGAUUUCUCGGUCAGUGCCCAGGCUGCUGCUGGGCUCCCUGAUCUUAUCUGCUCUGGUAGCCAUCCCGUUAGACACUGGGAACACAAUUCGUGUGCGGAUGGUUGCUGCCCAGAGUUCCCAUGGAAACAGCACCCUGGCUGGUAGAACACAGACUGUCUCUUUGUACUUUUUUCUACCUCAUGUAAUUAUUAUGCGGUCAAUUCCAUUUCUCCUGUCCCUGGUGUCCACUCUCGUGUUCUCGCUGCGCCGGCAUUUGGGGCAGAUGAGGGACCAUAGACCUGGCCCGAGUGACCCCAGCACCCGGGCUCACACCGUGGCCCUGAAGUCACUUGCCUUCUUCCUCACCUUCUACCAUCACGUUACCUGUGCCUGAAUAUCGUUGUUAUAAACAUCCUAACCCUCUGGAAUCACUGGCGCUGGGCCUGGGAAGUGGUGACCUGUGCAGGCAUCUGUCGGCACUCCAGCAUCUCGGUGCACAGCAGCCCCAGGCUGAGAAAGGCCCUGAUGAAGAGGCCUUGGAGAGCCCUGGGCAAGGAGCAGUUUGUCUCAUCAGUGUCAGUAACUGCUGUCACUGAACAAGCCCAUGGGUGGCAAGAAUGCACAAGGUUUGGGUGUUGUCCUCUCUGUUCAUUUCCUUCUUUCUUCCCCACUCUUUCUACAUCCCAUUAAUUCUUUUUCCACUCCUCUCUGUUUCUACCCUCCCUUCCAGUGGUCCUGGUCCCUCAUCUGGGUCCCAAACCACCUUGGACUAGAAUGGUGGCCUCAUUUCCUCACAGGCCUCCUUCACUCUCUACACAGCAGCCCUAAUAAUAUAUUCUCCAAGCAUCAUUUUGGUCUGUACUCCCUUUACAGAGACCUGUAACGGUUGUCAGUUGUUCUGUGGUCAACCUAAAGUUUUUUUUGAAUGGUGACAUAGGUUGUCUCAUACCAUCCCACACCAUCCCACACACAUCAAUUGCCCUCCUCAACCUUGCUGUGCUCUCAGAGCUCAGUCUCUCUACUUCAGCCCAGGAAAGCUUCUUUCUGUCUCCCCACAUGCUCUUCCCUGCAGCCUGUGGUCUUUUGGCCCAUCUGGAACUUCCUUCUUUCCUUUCUCUGCUGUUUUUUGCCAUUCCCUUCUUUUGUGCCCUGCUUAAGACCAGUUCCACCCAUGGAGCUUUUUCUUUUGAACAGUUGAUGUCUGAGGGCAUGUAUGAGUUUUGUGCCACUAUAGGACCUGCUCAUGGUUUUGUGUGUUCGGUAUAUGUUGAAUUAAAAGGAAUUUUAUGAUGUGGAAAUGCUUUGGCCACCAGAAGAUAGAAAAGGGAAACAAAGGAAAUUUGCUAUAGUUUUAAAUUUUGAGAAUCUUACUCUUCCUGUCCACUCAUCCAGGAGGUGGACCCUGGAUGCCGAUGUCUAGGAUGGUAGUCUCUAAAUUAGGGUGUUUGCAUCCCGGAGUGUGUGCAAAAUGAUCCAUUGGAUGUAGAAAGAAAAGCGUGACAAUUUCCAUUUAUUUUUAUCUCAUCCUUUUAAUCCCUAUUUCUGAUAUGUGUUUUAUGAUGUACAUAAUGUAUUAGUAGAGUAUUACAAGCAUAUAAUUAAAAUAAAUAAACAUGCAUACG